AUGGACGUCCCACAGGAAAGAGUCGAUAAAAUCCAGCGCUUCGCAGAGAAACGCCAACAAACAGAAGAAAGCCAUGCCACACAGCCGCUAAGCCCAGCUAAUAUCCAGGCUUAUAACAAGAGACUGGAUGAAACUCUGCGAGAGCUACAAGAACAAGUCAAGCGUCAAGAAGAUGAAUUGCGCAAGCUACGCGAGAUCAACUCCAUCGAUCUCUCCAGGAUCGGUACCAGCACCUGGGCCCGAGUGUCUCAGGUGCGCCGGGCCAAAAAGGCGUAUGACUCUCUCCUCAAAUCGGAGACGAGAUUUCCACCGCUCGGUUCUCCGUUGCCGUCGUUACUGGCCGUUGAGGAGACAUCCCGCCUGGUGAAGGAGACUAAGAUCGCCGCCUCGGAAACGGGUAAGAAUCUCUCUAACACGCGCCAACGGUCGAAGACAGAGGAGGCGAACCUGCGCGAUGCGCAAGCCAUUCAAGAUGGUCUGCAGCGACGGAUUCGAACUGUGGCGAGUCAAAAUGCCACGAAGGAAAAGAAGGCAAGCUCUCAACUAGCGCGGGAGCUCGUGGAGCAGAAGCAACGGGAAAACGACGAAUAUGACAAGGCAACAGAAGAUACAAAGACCAAACUCUACGAAUUUAUUGAUCGGUCUCUUGCAUCGAUGCUUGCAGCAGAAUCCCUCGGCGGACCGACUGUAGGCGAUGCACCAGAUGUCUCAGACGCUACCUUGGAACUGGGCUAUACCAGCCAUGGCAAGCCGAAGAAGCCGAAAGUACAGGCCGAAACAACUGAGUUAGGUACUAGCCAACGACGCAUCGAUGAGAUUCUACCUCGACAGAACGAGCAAGGAAGGACCUCCAAUCGAAGGGAGGUGGCGGCAGUCGAGAUGCGCAAUCUUCUUGAUGAGUUGUUGGAAGCAAGCCCCUCGUAUGUGAACGUUCGAGAAUCUGCAGCUUCCAGGUUUCUGGUACGAGCCAAAGUGGCACAGUUCCACCCGCGCGAUGCGAGAAGGUUGAGAUUAAUUGAUUUUGGGCGCACGCUAUAA
Molecule: messenger RNA, 1038 nt
Organism: Aspergillus aculeatus ATCC 16872
Lineage: Eukaryota; Fungi; Ascomycota; Eurotiomycetes; Eurotiales; Aspergillaceae
Exons: 2
Coding region: 1-1038 (345 amino acids)
Biological process (GO): mitotic sister chromatid segregation; kinetochore assembly
Cellular component (GO): nucleus
Source: RefSeq, a predicted model, not a curated record